CGAUGUUUGUACUUCGAUAUGCCGUUUACACUCCCGUGUAGUUACUUAGCGUUGUACUGUGAUCAGUCGCGUUAGCGCGGUAGCUACUCCAAGCUAAAGCUAACCUCAUGAAACCGUAAAGAGAAAAAUAUCCGUAUUGAUAGUUUGCCUAAACUAGUCCAGAAAGUAUUUGGAUCAAUAACAUACAUGACAAAAUCUCUCAGACGGAGCAGUGACGCAAAUAUCCAACUAUGAAAUGUCGUUGUUUUUGAAAAGUUCCCUGGAUGUUCCCUUCCCGUCCUCACGGGACGCCACCAUCGCGCUGCGCUCUCUGAGCCCGGACCGUGAGCCCAGAAAAGGAGGCAUCAGCAAGCAGCUGAUGGUGUCUGGAAGCACGUUGUCCGUGAGGUGGAGCGCCGACGAAGCUCGGAUCCUCCGCGUGUCCGUCAAGUCCUUCCUGGACCACCUGACCCUCGUCAUGGAGACCAUGCAGAUGUUCCCCGCUGACACCUGAGUCAAAGGAAGGUCUCUUUUGUCCCGUCUCCUCCCUCUCUUUUUGUUUUUUCCUUCCUGGUUUGCUUCCGACUGCAGGCUUUGACCGGCGGACUCCUUUCUUUACAGUGACGGCAUCGCCGUGUAGUAAUGGCUAAUAGCUAAGCGGGCACACCAGCAGGGGGCGGUGUCGGCUGGCUUUGCAAGAAAUGAAUCUUUGAUGCAUGAUCAAAUACCUUCGUGAACAUGUUACAUAAAGUUUUGAGCAGAGAACAGUCCCCGUAUGUUAACAUGCGGUACAGUCAGUGUGGAUCACUCCAGCGUGGCGGAAGGGGAGGGGCUAAGCUAAAGCGAUGGACAGAAGAAGAAGAGGAGCGUGCACUCACACACUCAUCGCAUCAAGUGUUUACGUCUCAGUCUGCCGGCUACCAUGACGACCAGCGACUCAUUGUCCCUGCGGCCGUUACCGUUGUCAACGGCUCGGGUCUCCUCAGAAGUCGUCAUCGUCACAAAUGUCUAGGAAGACGUCGAAGGCUUCCCUGUUGCAGUUCCCGUCAGGCGUGAAGACGUACUUGUGGAAGGUCCCGUCCACGCAGAUGGCUGAAGGAGAGGAUACACACACAUUUAAGGAGAAGAACCACAAACGCAACACAAGUCCUCACCGAUGACAGAGUUGACGUUCUUGGACGUGUUCUUCCCAAAGGCGCAGAUGCAGGCGCACUCGGCGGGCACGGUGAAGCUGGCCAAGGACCACUGACUGUCCACAUACUGGCCAAUCACAGGGCCCACUUUCCCCACGCGCGCCAACCUGCAGUCACACACACUUGUCCAG
Molecule: messenger RNA, 1303 nt
Organism: Doryrhamphus excisus (bluestripe pipefish)
Lineage: Eukaryota; Metazoa; Chordata; Actinopteri; Syngnathiformes; Syngnathidae
Source: RefSeq, a predicted model, not a curated record